AUUGAAUAUUGAAUAUGACAUGACAACGGAGUAAAUUGUCAUGACCGCGGUGUUUGGUCAUUUCCUUUUUUAGACUGCCUCAAUGUUCGCUUAAAUAUUCUUCAUUUUACCUUGACUUCUUCUCUCUACUCUGCCGCCCAAUUUUCAAGCAGUUUCACAUGUAACGAACAUUACAUUUCUAAGUCAAUUAGGCUGAUUAGUAUCAAGUGGCUAUCGAACCAUUUGCCUAAAAACCUAAAAACGCUGUUCACACAAUCCGUCUACCAAUUUGAGGAACCUUCAAAAUGGUCAAAACCAAUGUCAUUUGUUAAAGUGAUAUACCUAUCAUUAUCUGAAACUUGGUGAGGGAAACUAUGAUUCUUAUUCGUGGGAAUCGUUUUGUGAGACGUCUUUCACUUUAUCGCUGCAAGUUAUGUAUGACAAUAUACGUGGUGGUAGCAGUUUUCUUCAUCAUAGCCAGUUUGCCGAAUCUUCCGCCUCGGGUCGUUUACACUCAUCCUGAUGAACUUACUGAUAAGGAGCUCUGUAGCCAACCAGGAAGCAAAGUCUGUUGCCCGAAAAGUGAAGAGCUUGAUCUAACCCAAUAUAGCUCAGAUACUCCCACAGAUUUUCUGAACUUGUUAUAUGAAGCUCAGCAUGUUUGUGAGGGGAGUUGGAAACCGCAAUGUGUGUCUUCACAAAAAAUAGCUGUCAUUAUACCCUAUAGGGAACGAGAAAAGCACCUUAAGUUAUUAUUGCCAAGACUACAUGCUUUGUUGCUACGACAAAAUAUGCCGUAUUAUGUUUUUGUGAUUGAGCAGGCUGGAACCACUCCUUUCAAUCGUGGACUACUAUUUAAUGUUGGAGUUUUGCAUGCACUGGAUAUUGAUCCAGAUAUUAAUUGUUUUAUCUUUCAUGAUGUUGAUCAUUUACCUGAGAAAAGUGAAAAUUUUUAUAUUUGUGAUACAGAAUUAAGACAUUUAUCACCUGCUGUUGAUGACUUCCGAUAUCAUCCACCAUUUGUAAACUUUGCAGGAGGUGUUGCUGCUAUGUCUAAAGAGAAUAUUUUCAAGAUCAAUGGAUUUCCAACACGUCAUUGGGGUUGGGGUAGUGAAGAUGAUGAAUUUUCAGCACGUGGUUUAAUUUAUAAUUUAAAAUUAACUAGACCACCAGAAUUUAUUGGACGUUAUAAAACACCAAGACAUAAAAAACAUUCUAUAUCUAUAAAACAUCAAAGUGAAUUUAUUAAAUUUCGUAAUUAUUUACAUGAUGGUUUAUCUAUUUUAAUACAAAAAAAUUUUUAUCAAACAUGGAAAUUAGAAUCCAUUCAUAAAAAAAUCAAUAAAAUUGUAUUCAAUCAUAAUAAUAAUAAUAAUAUUGAAACAUUUAAAAUUCCUUCAUUUUUUAAGGAAUGUACGCGCCAAAAUAUUUUUAAACAAUUAAAUAUUACUAAUGAUUCUUCUAUUGAAAUUAUUCAUAAUUUAAAACAAAUUUCAUUAGAUAAUAUUCAAUUAUUAAAUUAUUUUUCACGGGAUGAUUUAUUUAUACAUUUUAUAUUUGAUCCAAUAGAUUUAUAUAAACAAUAUAAAAGUUUAAUAAAACCUAAAGGUAAUCAUACUGAUGAAUCUUUAUGGUGGUUUCUACAUUUCUAUGGAUGGAUAUAAUAUAUAUCUGCUAUAGGAUAUAUAUAUACUUUUUGCUUGUACCAUAUAUAUUUUGAUUACGUAAUAGAUAAAUCACCUUCAAAAUGGAGUUGUAUUUUGCAGUUAACAACCGAAGCAAAC
Molecule: messenger RNA, 1763 nt
Organism: Schistosoma haematobium
Lineage: Eukaryota; Metazoa; Platyhelminthes; Trematoda; Strigeidida; Schistosomatidae
Product: Zinc finger protein containing five transmembrane domains
Exons: 5
Coding region: 354-1643 (429 amino acids)
Biological process (GO): glycosphingolipid biosynthetic process; carbohydrate metabolic process
Molecular function (GO): N-acetyl-beta-glucosaminyl-derivative 4-beta-N-acetylgalactosaminyltransferase activity
Source: RefSeq, a predicted model, not a curated record